Peronospora matthiolae is the source of this 489-nucleotide messenger RNA. The record is from the annotation of a GenBank genome assembly. NCBI's taxonomy places the organism in Eukaryota, Oomycota, Peronosporomycetes, Peronosporales, Peronosporaceae.
AUGGCCCUCUGUGUCCGGUAUAUCCAGUCGCAUAGAACCACAAGACGAGGCGGUCGUACAGAGUCUCCCGCAUACACAGACAUCGGUCGAGCAGGGGCUCCCGAUUCACAACGAGACGGUCGAACAGAGGGGCUCCCGAUUCACAACGAGGCGGUCGAACAGGGGUUCCCGCACACACGGACUUCGGUCGAGCAGGGGUUCCCGAGUUCUAGCGAGGCGGUCGAGCAGGGGCUCCCGCAUACACACACAACGGCCGAGCAUAGGCUCCCGAUUGUAAACGAGGUGGUCGAGCAGAGGCUCCCACAUACAUCUGAGGCGGUCGACGACGAGCUCCCGCCUCUUAUCGACGAGAAUGAACGGGCUGUGGACUUAAAUGUGAACGACGUGGUGGAGACAGAGCUCCCACGUCUAGCGGGGGGGUACUUCAUCCUCCAGCGACAGCGACGUUCCAGCCUCGAGCAGUGGCUCAAGACGCAAGAGAAAGCGUAA